Cutaneotrichosporon oleaginosum is the source of this 1943-nucleotide messenger RNA. RefSeq lists its product as uncharacterized. Gene Ontology annotation, molecular function: metalloendopeptidase activity; metal ion binding. NCBI's taxonomy places the organism in Eukaryota, Fungi, Basidiomycota, Tremellomycetes, Trichosporonales, Trichosporonaceae. Gene Ontology annotation, cellular component: mitochondrion. The record is from RefSeq and is a predicted model, not a curated record.
CGCGUCCCGGUGCGUCCUUCUCCGACUCGCGCGCGCCGUUCCCGCGUCUCCGCCCCGCAUCAAUUGUCCCAGUUCUCAUUGGCCGAAGUGGCUCCGGUCUCGGAAGUCGCUGGGCAAUGCUGGAGCAUCGCGGCGAGGGCAUGCCCCACGCCGGCGACGGGUGGAGACCUUGCGCGCACGCCGACUCUGCGUUGAAGCUCUUAGCUAACCUCAGACGCUUGCCCGCGCCCUCGCGACCCCGGUUAGGACUAACGACCCCAUCACCAAGACUUCGACUCUGUCGAACGGUCUUUCGGUCGUCUCGGAGACCAUUCCCGGCGCCUCGACCUCGACCGUUGGUCUCUGGAUCGAUGCCGGCUCGCGCGCCGACGCCGCGAACGCCUCGGGCACUGCUCACUUCCUCGAGGUGAGUUGAGGAAGGGUUGAGGAAGUCGGAGGACAAAUGUGGUCUUCAUGCAAAGGGAAGGGGUUGGGUUGCGAAGAGCAUGCGCGGGUGCACGUCCGUGUCUGCUGGGCGCCGAUGCGCGCGCUGUGUGCAGUGUGGAGCUGUUGCCAGCCCCAUUGUCAUCGCGCCUAUCACCGGCGAUGUAUUACCCCUCAUCGCACCUCGCAAUUCCCCGAAGUUGCCCUCGCUCCGCAUCUCCAGUGCUCGGCUAACAUCACAGCACCUCGCGUUCAAGGGCACCAAGUCGCGUUCCCAGAUGCAGCUCGAGCUCGAGGUUGAGAACCUCGGCGCUCACCUGAACGCGUACACCUCGCGCGAGCAGACCGUCUACUACGCCAAGGCGUUCGACAAGGACGUCCCCGCCGUCGUCAACAUUCUUUCCGACAUUCUCCAGAACUCGAAGCUCGACGAGUCGGCUAUCGAGCGCGAGCGCGACGUCAUCCUCCGCGAGCAGGAGGAGGUUGACAAGCAGCUCGAGGAGGUCGUCUUCGACCACCUCCACGCUAUCGCCUUCCAGGGCCACAAGCUCGGCAACACCAUCCUUGGCCCCAAGGAGCACAUCAACUCGAUCUCCAAGGCCGACCUCUCUGGCUACAUUGCCAAGAACUACACUGCCGACCGCAUGGCUCUUGUUGGUGCUGGCUCGAUCACGCACGAGGCCCUUGUUGAGCUCGCCAAGGAGAACUUUGCCUCGCUCCCCGUCUCGUCUAACCCCAUCCCCCUCGGCCAGGCCUCGCACGAGCCGACCCAGUUCACCGGCUCGGAGGUCCGCAUCCGUGACGACACUAUGUCGACCUGCAACAUCGCCAUCGCCGUCGAGGGUGUCGGAUGGCGCUCCCCCGACUACUGGCCGAUGCUCGUCAUGCAGUCGAUCUUCGGCAACUGGGACCGCUCGCUCGGUGCCUCGCCCCUCCUUUCGUCCCGGCUCAGCCACAUCAUCUCGUCGAACAACCUCGCCAACUCGUUCAUGUCCUUCUCGACCUCGUACUCGGACACCGGUCUCUGGGGCAUCUACGCCGUUUCGGAGAACCUCAUGAACCUUGACGACCUCACUCACUUCAUCAUGAAGGAGUGGCAGCGCAUGUCGAUCGGCCCCAGCACCGCUGAGGUUGAGCGCGCAAAGUCGCAGCUCAAGGCUUCGCUCCUCCUUGGCCUUGACGGCACCACCGCCAUCGCUGAGGACAUCGGUCGCCAGACCAUCACUACCGGCAAGCGCUACACUCCCAAGGAGAUUGAGCGCUACGUCAACGCUGUCACCGUCCAGGACAUCAAGCGCGUCGCCGAGAAGUACUUGUGGGACCGCCCGCUAUGCGUGAGCGCUAUCGGGCGUGUGGAGGGCCUCCUGGACUACAACAGGAUGUCUGCGGACAUGUCGUCGCUCACGUACUAGUGCUCGGGAGCGAGCAGAAAAUGUAGACCAAUGGUGCAUUGAAUACUGAGACACGCAAUAAUUGAAUAAAUCGUAAAUAUCUAGCGACCCACUGAUCUAACAACUGGC